Messenger RNA from Alligator mississippiensis (American alligator), 6690 nucleotides. It is a transcript of the gene ANKRD24, whose product is annotated as ankyrin repeat domain 24. The coding region runs from base 2776 to 6606 and encodes 1276 amino acids. Gene Ontology annotation, molecular function: actin binding. The transcript has 20 exons. Lineage: Eukaryota; Metazoa; Chordata; Crocodylia; Alligatoridae. The record is from RefSeq and is a predicted model, not a curated record.
AGAUCUACCCCCUGCAGCCCAGAGCACGGGGACAAAGCCACCAUGAAGAGCCUGCGGGCCAGGUUUAAGAAGAGUGAAGCCACUGCCCCUUCCUGUCACCUUGGGGUGCAUGUACCUGUUACCGCUCUGGCUGCUCCAAGCAUUCCUCCCUCAAGUUCCUCCCUCGCUUCUCUCUCCUGGAAGAUCCUCUCCCAUCUCCCUGCCUCUGUGAAGCAGCAGACCCUCCUGGCCCCUUCCCCAGCAGGCAGAGCAGGGCUUUCUGGGGAGAGGCUGCUGAGAUGUCACGGCGCUCAACCCAUCCAAGCCAGCAGGUCCUGCUUUGUCCCCACAGACAUCAAGCACUGCAGUGUUAGCGCAAUAGACUGUCCCCAGUCCUGGCACUGACCUGCUGAGUGAUCUCAGGCCUGUCACCUCCUUGCUCUGUGCCUCAGUUUCCCUCUCUGUGGAACAGGGAAAGCCCCACUCAUUCACCCUCUAGAGAGCUCAGGGCAGUUGGCCCUCCCUUCCAGGGGUGGAGGCAGCAGGGUUUGGCCCAUUGUGGUUCAGGAUGGGUCCUUUUGCUGCCUCUGGAGUGGAGCCCAACUUGUGUCUGGAUGCCAGGGCCCAAUAAACAUCUCUGUGAUUAUGAAGGUCAGAAGCAGUGGCCUCUGUGCAUGGAUCAGAUUCCCAUUGGAAACAGGAGAGGGCACAGCCAGAGGAACCAGUGGAAAGGGGAGAAUGAGAGGUAGAAGAAGACAAGGACAAAGUGGGAUUGGGGGGCCUGGGAUGGAGCAUACAUAUGGCCACAAUCCUGCCACUGACUCAGGGCACAAAGCCCCGCACCUGGGUGGUGCUCCUGGCAGGUUGGUGACUUGGGUGUCAGGAGCUGCAUGAAAUUGUUGCACGGUCAGAGAUCCCGGAUACCAGCGCAGUCACAGGCAGUCCUGUCUGCUCUCUGGAAAUUAUACGGUGUUUAGGUGGCAUCAGUUCCCCAGCUCUUAGUGGGAUCAGUCCUCCACUCCUGGUGGGAUCAGUCCCUGGCUCAGGGUCGCCGGCUGUGCUGCAGCCCAGAGAGCUGCUCCUGUGAGCCCUCGCUCUCUCGGGUUUCCAGAUCCCCAGAGCUGAAGGAGUCCGGUUUCCACCGAUUGAAUUAACCCGCCGAGGCAGGAAACCAAUACACUCUUCCAUUAUUUAGCAGCAUCCAGGAGGAACCCGGCCUGGCAGCUUUAGGCUUCUGCAUGCUGUGUCCAUCCGCUGGGCUUCCUCUCCUGCUUCAGGCUGCAGCUGGGCUGGUGGGAAGGCCUGGGGGAGCAGGUGUGUGGAGCCCAGGGAAAUGGAGCGCAGGCAGAGCCAGAAGUUUCUCUAGCCUGGAGAGAGGGAUGCCAGGCUGCAGGCUUCAUUCCUAGCCCACCCAGAGGGCUCGCCUAAAGGGUGGCAGGACUCUGUGCUUGGUUGUGUGUCACCAGUUGCUGAAUGGAAAACAUCCAAUGGCAAGUAGCAUGUGCAGAGAUGAGCCCACAUCUCCCACAUCAUCUGAGCUCUGUUGUGGACUCCAGAAAAGUCACUUGCCUGCCCUGUGCCUCAGUUUCCCCAUCUGUACAACAAGGAUGGAAACACUUCUGUGGCCCGUAGACCUGCGUAUCGUGGUAGGGUGAGGUAUGUGGAAGCAGCCAGCCCAUGAAUGCACACACAGGGAUGAUUUGAAACACACACCCCCGCAACCCCCAAGCCCAGCUCCGGCUGGUGCAGUGAUUCAGCAGGAAUCAUCAUGAUUUUUUCCUUCCCUUCUGUGCUGCUGGGUAGGAAGCACCACCUUCCCCAUGGCCUGGCCCCUCCGAGAGGCUCAUUCAAAGUCCUUCCCCUGGGCCUCUGCUCAAGAUGAAGCCAAACUGGGUUUAACCUUUUGUGCCCCAGGCAUCCUAGUGCACAUCCCACUGUCUCACUGCUCCCUUAAGACCCCUUUUGUUUUCCAUCUCCUGCCCUCAUCUCACGCUUGCCCUGUAGGAUCUCAGACAAGGGGCAGCCUUUUGCUCCAUAUUUGUACAGCACCUGGCACGGCAGGCUCUUGGUCGGGAACAGGCUGUCCUCAGUGCUCCAGGAAUGCCAGGAAACUGUAGGAAUAAUAAUGAAUAGAGGAGCAAGCUUGGUGGGACAGCCAGCUGCACAGAGAUCCCCCAGGAAUCAAGGAUCUAUCGGGGGUCCAUCUGGGGGUGGAAAUCUUUGUACAUUGUUGUGGCUAAUUUGGGGCUGAUGGUGCAGACAGGUGCCCCAACCCCUUGCUUCUCAGCCUCACUGGCCUCAAGGCCCCUCCAUAAGUUUUGUGAAUUGAGCAGCACCCAAUUUCAGAGCAAAUGCCUUGUUUGCAGCGCUUACUUCCUUGCAGAGGCUGGGUCGUGCGUGGGGAAUCAUCCAGGCAGGGGCAAGUCUGAACCUGCACUUGUCUGCUCGCUUUAUCUGCGGCACCCUUCAAAGGAUCUGGCAGCACCCCAGGGUGCCUUGGCACCCAGGCAGAGAACCGCCGCUCCCCCUCCCCGCCUGGGGUCCUGCCCCGGCUCUGGGCUGCUGAAGGGGGGGUCCCUGCUCCCUGGGUCGUGGUAGCCUGGUGGCAGGGGCUGUGCCCCCCCCAGCCUGGGUACUCUCCGCAGGGAGGGGGCAGGCGCUGCCCCAGCUCCCAGCUGGCAGGGCGAGGGAGGCGGAUCCUCCGCCCUGACUGCAGCGAGCCCCAGGAGGUGGGGGGCGGCUGCACGGGGCUGCGGAGCCGGGCAGCAGCAGGGGAGGUCUGGAGCAGGUGGAUGGAUGGCCGCCCGGCAGCUCCUGGACACCAUGAAGCAGAUCUGCCUGUGCGCCGCAGCCUCCUUCGCGAGCCAGGACUGGAGCAAGAAUGACGAGAAGCUCCUGCAGGCCGUGGACUAUAAUGAUGCCGAGCGCGUCACCACCCUGCUCGUGCGGAAGGGCCUCAUCCCCACCAAGCUGGACUCGGAGGGCAAAUCUGCGUUCCACCUGGCCGCCACGAGAGGGAACGUGGAUUGCCUGGAGGUGAUGCUGGCUCAUGGGGUGGAUGCCAUGACCAAAGACAGCUCCGGGUACAAUGCGCUGCAUUUGUCAGCCAAGCACGGCCACCCACAGUGUGUGAGCAAGCUGCUGCAGGCGUCCUGCCCGGUGGACGUGACCGACAGCUGCGGGCGGACGGCGCUCCAUCAUGCAGCUGUCAGUGGCUGCAUCUCCUGCUCUGAGAUCCUCUGCGAUUUCAAGGCCUCUUUGAACAUCAGGGACAAGGAUGGCUCGACCCCCCUGCUCCUUGCAGCCAAGAUGAGCCACUCAGAGCUGUGCCGCUACCUGCUGCACCGCGGAGCCUCGGUGAACAGCAGAGACCAGCAGGGCAGGACUGCGCUGAUGCUGGCCUGUGAGCAUGGCAGCGUGGAGACGGUGGAGGUGCUCAUCCAUGCUGGGGCGCGGGUCACCACGGUGGACGCCAUGGGCCACGACGCAAUUCACUACAGCACAGCCACAGGCAAUGCUCUGAUCCAGCACUACCUACAGGACGCCGCUCAGUGCCGGUCCUGGGCCAGUGAAGAGUCUUCGAUGGAUCAGGUCUCCCAGACGUCUUCGACCAGCCAGCCUCUGUCCAAAGACAAGAACAGCACCCCGCGGAAGAGGAAGGCCCCCCCACCUCCCCAGUCUGCCCUCAACCAGGAGGACAGGGACGCCUACGAGGAGAUUGUGCGGCUGCGGCAGGAGCGGGCCCAGUUCCUGCAGAAGAUCCGGAGCCUGGAGCAGCAGCAGGAGAAGCAGAAGCAGAAGUGGGAGAGGCAGGAAAUGGAGGAUGGCUCCCUGCGCUCCAUGGAGAAACAGGUAAAGGACCUGCAGAAGCAGCUGGCCGAGCGCGAGGGUGAGAAGACACAUCUGGGGAAGGAGGUGGAGGCACUGCGGAGCCGCCUGUCAUCGCUGGAGAAUGAAAAGGAGAACACGAGUUACGACAUCGACACACUGCAGGACGAGGAGGGCGACCUGCUGGAGUUCCCAGGGGCAGAGGUGCUGCUGUCCAAGAAGACGAUGAGCCUGUCCACGGAGGAGCUGCUGGCCACACUGCAGGGCCAGGUGCAAACCCUCACACUGCAGAACAAGGAGCUGCAGGAGAAAAUCCAGAUCCUGGAGAACUACGAGAGGGACGAGAGUGACCUGGACCCCUCGGGGGACUUCAUCCCCGUCCUGUUGUAUGACUCGCUGCAGGCUGAGUUUGAGCGCCUGAAGGGGCAGCACGCUGAUGCACAGGCUAUGCUGCAGACGCUGGAAGGUGGCAAGACCUCCGGGGCUGCUGGCCAGCCUGACACUGGGGCCACCCUGGAGCAGCUGAAGGCCAAGUAUGAGGCGAAGAUCCGAACCCUGGAGGAGGCACUGAGGAAGGCAGGGAAGGGCCAGGCUGGGGCUGAGGAGGAAGGGGGGACUGGCAGGGAGCGAGGCGAUGGUGACGAGGGCCUAAGGGCGGCAGCUGGGUCAGCGCUGGCCAAAGAGCUGGCCCAGACCCAGGAGAAAUACGAGGCAGCCUUGGCCGAGGUGCAGCGCCUGCGGGAGCAGAUCCAGCUGGGCAUCUUGUCAGUGGAGGACCAGGAGGGCGCUGAAGCCGCAGACAGCUCCCGCAGCGAGCUGGAGACUGUGCGGGUGGCACUGCACAAAGCCCAAGAGGACCUGAGGGCCAAGGAGCGACGGGUCAAGGACCUGGAGGAGCAUCUGGAGAGCCGGGCAGGAGCUGCCAGCCCGACCCGCUCCAUGGGGGAGACCGAGGCCAACCUCAGCCAGUCACUGGAGGAGGCAGCCAAGGAGAAAGCAGCGCUGCUGGAGCGGUGCCGGCGGGCCGAGGCGGCCGUGGAGGAGCUGAGGAGGAACGUGGAGGAGAAGAGCCGCGACUUCCAGCGGGCAGUGGGCCCGGCAGAUGGGCGACGGCUGGAGGAGGAAAACCAGGAGCUGCAGCAGCAGCUGGGCGAGCUGAUGCGGCAGCAUGGCGAGGUGAAGGCCCAGCUGGGGCAGCUGCGUGAGGCUCUGGCCCGCAAGGACCAGGAGCUCGGGGCUCUCAAGGAGCAGCUGGCCGCCAAGCCCAUAUCACUCCAGGAGCACGAGGACGUAGUGGACCGGCUGAGCACUUCACUGGCCCAUGCCAACCAUCAGCUGCAGGAGCUGCGAGUGGAGCACAGCACCAGUCAGCGCGCCCUGGUCCAGCUGCAGAGGGACGCAGACGGUGCCCGUCGGGACUCAGUGCCCCGGGGCGAGCACAUCCGCACCACGGCCGCACUGGAGGGCAGCUUGCAGGAGAUCAUGGGCAGGGCCCAGCAGCUGGAGCGGGAGCUGGCGGCCAAGGGCAAAGAGACGGCACAGCUGCGGGGGGAGCUGGCCAGCGCACGGGAGGGCACAGUGACACGGGCAGAGCACGAGCGGGUGCGCAGUGGCCUGCAAGCCGAGGUGACCGCUCUGAGCCAGAAGCUGAGCGAGCUGGGCCGCAAGCACGAGAAGACAUGCGCCGAGGUCUUCCAGGUGCAGCGCGAGGCCCUGUUCAUGAAGAGUGAGAAGCACGCGGCCGAGGCCCAGCUGGCCGCCGUGGAGAAGCAGCUGCAGAGCCUGCGGGCCGAGUCGCAGCGCGUCCAGGAGCUGCACCGCCACAUCGAGGACUCAGCCCGCCUCGUCAAGGACAAGGACAGGAAGAUCACGGAGCUGUCGAAGGAAGUCUUCAAGCUGAAGGAGGCGCUGAACGGGCUGUCAGAGCUGCCCACCAAAGCAGGAGCCCUGCCAAAGGCACAGCAGGGCCAGCUGGAGGCAGGGGUGCUGCAGGGCAGGAUCAAGGCCCUGGAGGAGCAGCUGACGGACAUGGAGAGGCACCACAGCAAAGUGGUCUCACUGUAUCGGGGGCACCUGCUCUACGCCGUUCAGGAGCUGGCACCGCAGGCCGGAGGACCGGCAGAAGGCCCCCCUGCGGGGUGGAUGGGCACCGGCAUGGCCCCGCUGGGCAGAAGGUCACUCACGUGGAACGCCGGAGCUCCCGAGUCAUGUGUGUGCGUGUGCGUGUGUGCACGCGUGCCCGCCAGCUUAGGCAUGUGCAACGCCUGCCUCCUUUGUGUCUGUGGUCUGCCGCAUGGCGAAGGGCAGGCCUGUCUGGGGCCGUGGCUGUGUGUGCUUCUGCAGGGAGACCUCCAUCUGAGCCCUCCCACUCCCCAGGCCAGAUCCAGGACCCCAGCCCUGACCCCCCCCCAACCCCAAAUGCCAGGGCAGAAGCCAGAUUUGCCUCCCCGAGCCUGUGAUAGCAGGUGUAGGGGCUGCCUGGGCUGGGGGCCGGAGCAAUUCCCACUCCAGGGCAGGGGGCCGGGCUCUGGCCAGCUCAGUGAGCACCUCUUCCUUCUGGGAAAUGGCCAUGUCUGGUGCCUGCCGCGAUGGCUGCCUCUGAGACCAGCGAUGUCCAGCCCUGACUCAGCUCCUGGGGCUGGCAGUGGGGCUGAGCCAAGACGGACAUCUCCUGUGGCCCCCGGCUUGGGGGAGGCUGGUGUGACCCCCAUCUCCUUACAGGGCCACAUGGACGAAGAUGUGCAGAGGCUCCUGGGCCAGAUCCUGAAGAUGCAGCGACUUCAGGAGCAGGGCAGAUGAGCACCGUGGGGUCAGCGAUCCCAGCCCGGCUCUUGGACCCUGGGCAGGGACACCCCAAGCCAGACAAUGGUGGAUUCACACAUG